Messenger RNA from Ambispora leptoticha, 594 nucleotides. Lineage: Eukaryota; Fungi; Glomeromycota; Glomeromycetes; Archaeosporales; Ambisporaceae. The record is from the annotation of a GenBank genome assembly.
AUGCACAGUCAGCUCGGAGACUCUUCUUCAAUGAAAGAAAUUAAAGAGGAAUACAAAAUCUCGAACAACAUACAGCUUUUCACCCCGACAGACUCUUCUGAAGAUUAUUCGUCAGAUUCCACUAUUCCAUCUUCUGAAAAUUAUUUCUCAGACUCCACUAUUCCGUCAAGUAACGCUACUGUCACGGGGGAUGACGAUGAAUUUGACGACGAACUGUACCUUAUGAAAUAUGCGUAUAUGAACGAUAUUGAAAAUAAUAUCGAAACAUACGGCGAGGAGGUAACAAGUAUCGAACCAUGCAAAGAAAUUCUUACAGAAACAAUAGAUUGCAUGCGACAUGAACGUAAUAAUAAAAGAAGUCGAAAAAAUCUACAUCCAGUGAGGUCACCAGAUAAACAGAACAACAAUAAUAUCAAUGAUAGCGAUGAUGACUCAGCAGCAGCAUUCUACGGUACUUGUGUCGUCUAUGAUAUAUUUUUUCGAAAUCCAAUUUUGCUAUUGUCGGAUAGUAGCUCGUUGGAAAAGAAUAGUGAAAAUAACUUAAAGUCAAGAGCCCAAACAGAGAUUCGUGCAUCGAAAAGUUUUAAAAAAAGA